This is a messenger RNA of Manis javanica (Malayan pangolin), 873 nucleotides long. It is a transcript of the gene PRSS46P, whose product is annotated as serine protease 46. Gene Ontology annotation, molecular function: serine-type endopeptidase activity. The record is from RefSeq and is a predicted model, not a curated record. Lineage: Eukaryota; Metazoa; Chordata; Mammalia; Pholidota; Manidae. Gene Ontology annotation, biological process: proteolysis.
AUGGCAUGUGGGCUGAGGGAUCUUCAGGGCCUUGCAUCUCCCUUUGCAUCUGCCAGGCUUGAGAGUCACCUCUAUAUUGAAGAGCCCUGGUUCUGGGGGGCCUGUGGUCAAACCAACAUCUCCUGCAAGAUAGUGAAGGGGAAGCUGGUGGAGGUAGGCAGGCCAUGGCAGGUGAGCAUCCUGCUCCUGGGCACGUACAUCUGCAGCAGCUCCCUCAUCCAUUGCCAGGGGAUCCUCACAGCUGCACUCUGCUUACAGAGAUUCAAGGACCCCAAAAUGUACACUGUGAGGGUGGGAGUCCAGUGCCUCCCAGAAAACAGCACUCAUCUCCUGCUCAUUUGUGUCAUGAUUCACGAGGAUUUCAACAACCUCAUCUCCCAUGACAUUGCCCUCCCCAAGCUCAGGGAACUCAUCCCCUCGUUCCCCCUCAUCCAGCCUGUCUGCCUACCCAACGCCAGAUUCAAGCCAUCGAUCAGAACCACCUGCUGGGUGAUGGGGUGGGGACACACAGAUUGUCAAGUGACCCCAAAGCCCCCCAAAAGUCAUUAGGAGGUGGCUGUGAAGAUUGUAAAUAAUGAUAUCUGCAAUCAUCAGUACCAGUCCCUUUUCUUGAAGGGCCAGAAGAGUUUCAUUGGGAACAACAUGCUGUGUGCCAACUCACAAUGGGGCGUAGACACUUGUCAGUGUGCUGUCAUCCCUAAAUGGCGGCUCUGCUUGGCUGAUGUCUCUGCUUCCAGCCUGAUGGCCCUGGUCUGGGACCAGUGUGGCACUGAAGCCCCGGAGACAGGAGCUGACAGUGCCUUCCGAGGCCCAUCACACUGCAUUAGCUCCCAUCCUCCUGAGAAGCCUGUGAUGGGCGUGAAGCCCAAUUAG